Molecule: messenger RNA, 1806 nt
Organism: Sporothrix brasiliensis 5110
Lineage: Eukaryota; Fungi; Ascomycota; Sordariomycetes; Ophiostomatales; Ophiostomataceae
Product: stress response transcription factor
Exons: 4
Coding region: 1-1806 (601 amino acids)
Biological process (GO): phosphorelay signal transduction system; regulation of DNA-templated transcription
Molecular function (GO): DNA-binding transcription factor activity; phosphorelay response regulator activity; sequence-specific DNA binding
Source: RefSeq, a predicted model, not a curated record
AUGCUCGAGGAUCCCACAUACAACUCGGUUGUGCGCUGGGGAAACGACGGCGAGAGUUUUGUUGUUUUGGAGAACGAGAAAUUCACCAAAACCAUAUUACCAAAGCAUUUCAAGCACAGUAACUUUGCGAGUUUUGUCCGCCAGCUGAACAAAUAUGACUUUCACAAAGUCAGACACAACGAAGAGACCGGCCAGUCAGCAUAUGGUCCAGGGUCAUGGGAGUUUAAGCACCCCGAGUUCCACCAGCACAAGAAGGACAAUUUGGACAAUAUCCGUCGGAAGGCGCCCGUCACAAGGAAGAUUACGGUUGCGGAGGAGCCUUUCCCGCCAACGCAGCAAAUGGUCCUGCUGAACGACACUCUCUCCGCAACACAGCAUCAGGUCCAGGCUUUGCAAGAGCAAUACACCCAGAUCGCCCAAACGAACAAGGUGCUUGUAGACGAGCUACUCAGUCUGCAGAAGAUGGUCAAAGCACAGCACCAGGUUCACACGGAGCUUAUUAACCACCUGAACAACGUUGAUGAACAGCGCCGCCGCAACAGCCGCCACUCGGCGCACUCGAACCACUCGGGGCAUUCCACUGCAAACCAGUAUCACCACGGCGCCGGUGCCGCCGGCCUCGGCAUGUUGCCUGACAGUGCCGACGAGCCCGCUGUUGAGCUGCGCCGCGCACGGGAGAUUCUGAACAACGUUUCCUCAGACCCCAUUGCGGACCGCGAGCUCGAGCGCCUCACUACGCUGUUCCAGACAACUGCCGGCACGUCGCCACCAGAGUCGGCUGGCUCGUCUUCGGCCGUUUUCCAUCCGCCGGGUUCUGCCGGUAUGGCAAUUGGUGUUCCUGAUAUGAAUGACAUGCGCCAUCUCGUUUACCCGGUGGGCCAGAACGCCGGUAUCGACCCUUUCCACGCCGACCACAUCAAUAACAUCCCUUACACUCGCCCGCUCAGCAACCCCAACGCGACUGAAGUUCCACAAAUAUCGCCACCGCCAAAGGAUGCGGGAGGUGUAAUCUGGGGCCACCAAAAGCCUAAGAUUCUGCUGGUUGAGGACGACAAACUCUGCGCCAGAAUUGGUGCCAAGUUCUUAUCACAAAUUGAUUGCAGCGUGGACAUUGCUAGAGAUGGUGCCGAGGCUGUCGCCAAGGUCAACCAGGAUCCCGAGCGGUACGACCUCAUCUUUAUGGACAUUAUUAUGCCCGUCUUCGAUGGGGUGUCUGCGACUGCUUGUAUCCGUAUCGCCGCGCCCCGGGUCCCAAUUGUAGCCAUGACGUCGAACAUCCGCAGUGAGGACAUCGCCACGUACUUCCAUUGGGGAAUGAACGAUGUUCUGGCGAAGCCGUUCACAAAAGAGGGCAUGGUCCGGAUCCUUAGGAAGCUACUACCGUACCUGCUGAAGAACCCCCAGCAGCCUGGUGGCGAGGACAUGGGCCAGCAGGCCGCCGGUGGACCUCAGCCCGGGUAUGUGAACGCGUCGACCAUGGGUGCCAUGGCUGGUAUGCAGGCUGCCCCGAAUCUGGGCGGAGUCAAGUUCGAGACUCCGAUCCAGUCGCCAGCAACAUCUUCCUCGUGGCACUCGCCGGGCCCCGGCCAACUUCAGCACGCCUCUCCCAACAUGGACAGCGCAGGCGGGUACUUGCAAGCACCGGUAAAUGGUGGCGCUGGUGGGCCCUCUCGACCUGGCUACCAAGGUGGCCCGGCCGCAGCGAUGGCUGGCAACCCAAUGCGCACUAUGGUGGAGGGCAUGGCGAAUGACGACCGGCCCGAGAAACGACAGCGGCUGUAUGGCCCCGGCGGUCAAUACACGUGA